AACAAUACCAGAAAGUGUAAUUGAGGUCAAUAAAUAAAAAUUAAUUUUAUGUGAAAGAUAUCAUGUUUAUUGAGAAGGAUAUUUAUAGUACAGCGUCCAAUAAUCAUAUAAUAAAAGAGAAUAAUAUAAAUAGUAACAAAUACAUGAAACAAUAAAGAAAACAAAGAUAUGCAAUUAGAUUGAUGAUGCAUAACGUAUAAGAAUAGAAGCCUAAAUGAAAAGAUAGAAGCGUAAGAUGAAACAUAGAAAUCAAUUUUUUUUAAUUCUUUAACAUCAAACAAAGCCAGAGAGAAAAAGAGAAGUGUGAUUUCUUUAGAUAAUAAGUAAUAAACAAUAUAAUAUAAAUAAGUUGUAAAAUUAAGGUGAUAAAUACGCGUAGAAAAAUGGACAAUAAUUGA
Messenger RNA from Paramecium primaurelia, 398 nucleotides. NCBI's taxonomy places the organism in Eukaryota, Ciliophora, Oligohymenophorea, Peniculida, Parameciidae. The record is from the annotation of a GenBank genome assembly.